Molecule: messenger RNA, 1930 nt
Organism: Hibiscus syriacus
Lineage: Eukaryota; Viridiplantae; Streptophyta; Magnoliopsida; Malvales; Malvaceae
Product: probable protein phosphatase 2C 40
Exons: 4
Coding region: 297-1835 (512 amino acids)
Biological process (GO): protein dephosphorylation
Molecular function (GO): protein serine/threonine phosphatase activity
Source: RefSeq, a predicted model, not a curated record
AUGAGAUUCCUCCAAAUUUAGCAGACACCCAUUUUCUUUCCCAGCCAUCCAAUUCAUUUCCCCACAAACCAACGCAUUGCACACUCUUCAUUGCUUCAGAUUCUCCAUUAAAAAGCUCUCUCUUUUAUCUCCUAAACCCUCAAAGCUCCUUUAUUUUUUCCUUCUUUGCUUUGCCCAAAGUUCACACCUUUCACUAUCCUUCUUCCUGCAUUACCACUCACAGUUGAAAUCUUAUGGUCAUUUUUUGCUUUCUCUGACCUUGUUCUUCUCUUGUGGAUACUGAAACUGAGUCUACAAUGCUAGGAGACAAUUGUACUGAUUCUGAAGCGGAGAUUAAGGUGAGUUUUGGCUAUCAAUGCAACGGUCACGAAGGUAUUCCUUGCGGGACUGGUAAUAGGUAUGGAAUCGAGUCUGGACGUAAAAUGCUGAGGAACCGCAGUUUCUCGUGUUUGUCUGGUGCUGCCUUAAGUGCUAAUGCUACCUUGGCCAACACCAAUAUCUGCAAUGGUCUGAUAGGAUAUGAUAUUCUUCCUGGUUUGGACUCCCCUAAUUCGUUUCGCAGGGUUCCUUCUUCCCCAUCUCUUUCGAGGUUGGAUCUAUUAUCGACUUCCCUGCAAAGCACUAUGUCAAACUUAAGUUGCAGUCCACCGAGUUCGGUUGAUUCACAUGAAACUGAUUCUUGUUUACGGCAGCCCAUGAGUGCUCUCACUAGAAGUGACAGUUUCCUUAAUGCUGUGGAAGUUCAAGUGGCGGGUGGAGCUGCGGGUGAAGAUAGGGUUCAAGCUGUCUGUUCCGAAGAGAAUGAAUGGCUCUUUUGUGCCAUCUAUGAUGGCUUCAACGGGAGGGAUGCUGCAGAUUUUCUUGCCGGGACGUUAUAUGAAACCAUAAUGUUUUACUUUAAUUUACUAGACUCAGAAUCAAAGAAGGAUGUUCCCAGAGCACCAUUUGAAUGUUCUCUUGAUGAUAGUAUGGCAGGUAUUGAGGCUGCAAGUGCCGGAAGCUUCACGAGGAAAAGCGUGGAUCCUGAAAUGGAAGCGUCAUCUCAUUCAUUUAGGCAUCGGGUGCUUGAUAUCCUCCAACGAGCUCUAAUUCAAGCCGAGAAUGAUUUCUUGCACAUGGUAGAGCAGGAAAUGGAGGACCGCCCCGAUUUAGUUUCUGUAGGAUCUUGUGUUUUGUUUACGCUUCUUCACGGAAAAGAUUUGUAUACACUCAAUUUAGGUGACAGUCGAGCUGUAUUGGCGACAUUUGAUGAAGGCAACAGCAUGGGUCAGUCCGAAAGAUUGAAAGCUAUUCAGCUCACAGAUAGUCACACCGUUGAUAACGAAGUUGAAAGAACUAGACUCUUGAAUGAGCAUCCCGAUGACUGUACACCUGUAGUAGCUGGAAAAGUGAAAGGAAAAUUGAAGGUCACCCGUGCUUUCGGAGUCGGUUACUUGAAAAAGAAGAAACUGAACGAUGCUCUGAUGGGGAUUCUUCGAGUUCGAAACCUCAUUAGUCCCCCUUAUAUCUCCACUGAACCAUCACUAAACGUGCACAAAAUAUCAAGAUUCGAUCACUUUGUUAUAAUAGGCAGCGAUGGUUUAUUUGACUUCUUCAACAAUGAAGAAGCUGUAAAGCUCGUCCAUUCCUACAUCUCGAGCACCCCAUCUGGAGACCCCGCAAAAUUUCUCGUGGAACAGCUGGUGAUCAAAGCAGCUCGUUCUGCAGGUUUCAGUAAGGAAGAAUUGUUGAACAUUCCGGCUGGUAGGAGGAGGAGAUACCAUGACGAUGUUACCGUUAUCGUGAUUAUUCUUGGAACGAAUCAUCGAACUUCGAAAGCAUCAACCUAUUUGUGAAGCUUAUGUACUAUUUUUCUCCGCAUUGCAAAUAGCAGUAGUAGAUCUAGCAGUCUUGAAUCACAAUAUGUUUUCGUUUCAACUUGUAUAUAAGC